ACCACGCCCAAGCACCCCAUUUUGAGAGGAAAAACUCUGCAAGUAUUCAUCUUCCAUAGCUGGAUACGAGCUCAGGGAAGGAAGGUCCAAAAGAGGAAGAUUAAAGAGAGAAAAAGUUGGGAAAAGUGUGAAUAAUUAAGGCACUUGUAAAGGGUAUUUCAAGUGAUUUCACAAAGUUGGAAAAGUCGCCGGAAUUGUCGCCGGAGUUGACCAAAAGUCGCCGGAGUUUCACCGGAGUUCAACCAAGAAGGGUAGAACUUCAUACGCUAGUUCAAGGUUGAAGCUAGGGCUUGCUACCUGCACCUUUCUACGGGUGACAUCAAAUCAAGGAAGACGUGAAAUGGAGGGCAGGCGAAUGCGGACCAGGAACAAUCCGAGGGGGCAGGCGCCGGUAACAUCCCAAAGGGGAAGCCGGGCUGCAUCUCGGGGUUCAAGAGGAGGCCGUGGAGGCCGUGGAAGCCGUGGAGGUCAUCAAGCUUAAACUGUGAGUGAUGGCCAUGUAAGCUCGGUGUAUGAAACCAACACCGAGGACUAUGACUCUACGUAUGUUCCUGAGACAGAGCAUGAGGAGACCCCAUAUGAUGGGGGUGACACAUACACCGAUGAGGACAAUGAUGAAAGUGAUGCCCGCUUCGCCCAAAUGGGUGAAUUACUUGAGUGGUAUCAAAAGGAGAAACUGAGGAGAGACCUUAGGCGCCAAGCGAGGCGUGGCUCUCGUGGUGGUUCGGGUCAAGGGAGCCGGGGAGCUUCCGUGGCCACCCCAGCGGCGUCACAAGGUGGGCGUGAAGGAGGUUUUGUUGUGAGAAUCUCCAAGUACCUCAAGGAGGCUAGGGCCUUGGGGUGUAGGUCCUUUGACGGCACCGGUGACAUUACCGUUGCCGCCGAUUGGAUUAAGAAGGUGAAGGAUGCAUCAAGAGACAUGCAAAUCACACCGGACGUGAAGUUGACUGUCGCUUCACGGCUACUUGAAGGGAUAGCCUCUACGUGGUGGGAGAGCGUGGAAGGAAAGUACCAUGGUGAAAUAACAUGGGCGGACUUUGAGCUAGAGUUCUAUGCUCAAUACUACUCCGAGUACGAGGUGAAUGUGAAACGGAGAGAGUACACUAACCUCAAACAGAAAGAUGGCGGCACGGUUAAGCAGCUGGAACAAGAGUUUAGAACCUUGGCGAGGUUCUUGCCAGAGUACGCGGUUGAUGAGAACCGCAUGACGGAGCACUUCUGGGAUGCAUUACUCUUGGAUAUCCGUGACCGAGCUACGUACUCUCGCCACAUGUCAUUUAGCG
This is a messenger RNA of Cuscuta epithymum, 1283 nucleotides long. The record is from the annotation of a GenBank genome assembly. Lineage: Eukaryota; Viridiplantae; Streptophyta; Magnoliopsida; Solanales; Convolvulaceae.